Messenger RNA from Paraphaeosphaeria sporulosa, 618 nucleotides. RefSeq lists its product as uncharacterized. The record is from RefSeq and is a predicted model, not a curated record. The coding region runs from base 1 to 618 and encodes 205 amino acids. The transcript has 6 exons. Lineage: Eukaryota; Fungi; Ascomycota; Dothideomycetes; Pleosporales; Didymosphaeriaceae.
AUGGAAAUCUGUCAGGGAUGUCAUACCAGCACAGUAUUCGAUCAGGCGUAUCUAGUUCUCUCCAACUGCGUAAGUGUCCGGAUCAAUGGACGCACGCGAGAGACGUGCGAGUACUGGGAAUGUAAAUUUCAGGCUGAAUUUCUCCACGUUACUCCAAAGGAGACCGCGUUUGUCGAUCUGUCCCGCAGAUCGUGUCGAGUCAUCGAUCUCAUCCAGAAGUCGCAUUUCUCUUUUGAAUCUUCCUCUGCCGACUCUUACUCUUUUGCUCUCGCAGUCAUCUUUUGCGCUUCUUCUUGUGGCUCUUGGUUUCUACUUCUCUCUUCAUUCAGUGGACCUCAUCAUCCUCUCUUCUUGUCAUCGAUCCUCGUUCUCAUCUACAUUCGCUUCUUCCUGCUGGCGCUCAUCCAUUUCGACCCCAAUCGGUGCGGCGCUCGUUUACCCCCAGAAGCGCUUCUGUCUGCCGGAGGUCCUCUCUCAUAUGACGUUCAUCACGAUGUGCAUGUUCCAGCAGGAGCUUAUCCGCGCAUCCCCUGUCUCUGCGGGCCUGGUUUUUGGUCAUACCGAGACGAGAUCUGGAGGUUAGACCUUGGUGCUAUUUGGAACAACCAUCCUGCGUAG